GAAGCCUACACGAUUUGAUUUGCCCUUCCAGAACACCAUGGAAGUUGUUGGAGAGGCUCUUCUUUCCACUGCCCUCGGCUUGCUGUUUGACAAGUUGGCUUCCUCUGAUCUUAUUAAGUUCGCCCGGCAGGAGGAUGUCCACACCGAACUCAAGAAAUGGGAGAAGGAGUUGCAGAGCAUCCGGCAAGAGCUCAACGACGCGGAGGAGAAGCAGAUCACAGAUGAGGCUGUCAAAUUAUGGCUGUUUGAUCUGAGGGUUUUGGCGUAUGAUAUGGAGGAUGUCUUGGACGAGUUUGCUUACGAAUUGAUGAGAAGAAAGCUGAUGGGGGCGGAAGUUGAUGAAGCCAGCACAAGCAUGGUACGCAAGUUCAUUCCUACGUGCUGCACUAGUUUCAGUCCAACUCAUGUUGUGCGUAAUGUCAAGAUGGGGUCUAAGAUUAGAGGGAUCACAAGCAGAUUGCAAGACAUUUCAGCUAGAAAAGCUGGACUUGGCCUGGAAAAGGCGGCAGGAGGAGCUACUUCCGCUUGGCAAAGGCCACCACCCACUACACCUAUAGCAUACGAACCUGGCGUUUAUGGCAGGGAUGAAGAUAAAAAAGCGAUUCUUGAUUUGCUGCGCAAGGUUGGGCCCAAGGAAAACAGUGUUGGCGUCAUUUCCAUUGUUGGCAUGGGCGGUCUGGGCAAGACAACACUUGCACGACUGGUUUACAACGAUGAAAUGGCCAAAAAUUUUGACCUAAAAGCGUGGGUUUGUGUGUCUGACGUGUUUGAUGUGGAGAAUAUAACAAAAGCAAUUCUCAAUUCGGUGGAAAGUUCUGAUGCAAGCGGCUCGUUGGACUUCCAACAAGUUCAAAAGAAAUUGACAGACGAGUUGACAGGGAAAAAGUUUUUACUCAUUCUAGACGAUGUGUGGAACGAAGAUUCUGAUAAUUGGGAUCGAUUGCGUGCCCCUUUGAGUGUAGGGGCAAAAGGAAGCAAAGUCAUAGUUACAACACGCAAUAAAAAUGUUGCUUUGAUGAUGGGAGCUGCCGAGAAUCUUCAUGAACUAAACCCCUUGUCAGAAGACGCUUGUUGGUCUGUGUUUGAGAAGCACGCAUUUGAACAUAUAAAUAUGGAAGAUCAUCCAAACUUGGUGUCCAUUGGGAGGAAAAUUGUUGGCAAGUGUGGGGGAUUGCCCCUAGCAGCAAAAGCCCUUGGUGGUCUCUUACGCUCUAAACAGAGGGAAGAAGAAUGGGAAAGAGUAUCGAAUAGCAAAAUUUGGGAUUUUUCAAGCACGGAAUGUGAGAUUCUUCCUGCGUUGCGGUUGAGCUAUCACUAUCUCCCGUCAUAUUUGAAGAGGUGUUUUGCAUACUGUGCCAUGUUCCGCAACGACUAUGAGUUUGACUCAAAAACUUUGGUCCUCCUGUGGAUGGCUGAAGGUUUAAUUCAGCAACCAAUCGCUGACAACCGCACAAUGGAAGAUCUAGGAGACGACAAUUUUUGUGAAUUAUUGUCAAGGUCAUUUUUUCAAUCAUCAGGUAUCGAUGAAUUCCGUUUUGUGAUGCAUGAUCUUAUCUGUGAUCUAGCUCGAGUUGCUUCUGGUGAAAUAUGCUUUUGUUUGGAAGAUAACUUGGAAAGUAAUCGACAAUCCACAAUUUCCAAAGAGACUCGUCAUUUAUCAUUCAUUCGUGGAAAAUUCGAUGUGUUAAAGAAAUUUGAAGCCUUUCAAGAGUUAGAACAUUUACGAACAUUUGUGGCUUUACCAAUUCAUGGUACGUUUACAGAAUCUUUUGUAACUAGUUUGGUGUGUGAUCAUUUGGUGCCAAAAUUUCAACAGUUAAGAGUCCUCUCUUUGAGUGAAUAUGUGAUAUUUGAGCUACCAGAUUCUAUUGGUGGAUUAAAACAUCUACGUUAUUUGAAUUUGUCUUUCACCCAAAUCAAAUUAUUGCCAGAUUCAGUGACCAAUCUCUAUAAUUUACAAACAUUGAUACUAUCCAAUUGCAAGCAUCUUACAAGGUUGCCUUCCAACAUUGGAAAUUUAAUUAGCCUUAGACAUCUCGAUGUUGUUGGAUGUUCAUUGCAAGAGAUGCCACAGCAAAUAGGCAAAUUAAAGAAAUUGCAAACCUUGUCAGAUUUUAUUGUGGCCAAACGAGGAUUUUUGGGAAUAAAGGAGUUGAAGGAUUUGUCAAAUCUGCGGGGGAAGAUAUGCAUUUCAAAAUUGGAAAAUGUUGUGGAUGUUCAAGAUGCUAGAGAUGCCAAUCUAAACACUAAGCUCAAUGUUGAAAACUUGAGUAUGAUUUGGAGUAAAGAAUUGGUUGAUUCACAUAAUGAAGACACUGAAAUGGAAGUCCUCCUCUCUCUACAACCUCAUACCAAUCUGAAGGAACUCAGGAUUGAAUAUUAUGGUGGUCGAAAAUUCCCAAACUGGAUGUGUGAUCCCUCUUACACUAAAUUGGUUGCGUUAAGUCUUAUUGGUUGUAUAAGAUGCAUAUCACUACCUUCCGUUGGGCAACUACCCCUCCUCAAGAAGUUAGUCAUCAAAAAAAUGGAUGGAGUGAAAAGUGUGGGACUGGAGUUUGAGGGUCAAGUUUCUCUUCAUGCUACGCCUUUCCAAUGCUUAGAGUCUUUGUGGUUUGAGGAUAUGAAGGGAUGGGAAGAGUGGUGUUGGUCAACAAAGUCAUUUUCUCGCCUCCGUCAGUUGGAGAUAAAAAAUUGUCCAAGAUUGAUUAAGAAAUUACCCACACACCUAACUUCUCUAGUAAAGCUCAAUAUUGAGAAUUGCCCAGAAAUGAUGGUUCCACUUCCAACAGACUUGCCUUCUCUUGAAGAGCUCAAUAUUUAUUAUUGCCCAGAAAUGACACCACAAUUUGACAACCAUGAAUUUCUCAUUAUGCCACAGAGGGGAGCGAGUAGAAGCGCAAUUGACAUCACCUCACAUAUUUAUUUGGAAGUUAGUGGAAUAUCAGGACUUUCCAGACUUCAGCCGGAGUUUAUGCAGUCCCUGCCGAGGCUUGAACUUCUAGAAAUUGACAAUUCUGGUCAGUUGCAAUGUUUGUGGCUGGAUGGGUUGGGAUUAGGGAACCUCUCUCUUCUUCGAAUAUUGGGUUGUAACCAACUUGUAUCCUUGGGAGAGGAGGAAGAGCAAGGGCUGCCUUACAAUCUUCAGCGUUUGGAAAUAUCUAAGUGUGAUAAGUUGGAGAAGCUUCCACGUGGAUUACAAAUCUAUACAUCUCUUGCAGAGUUGAUCAUUGAGGAUUGCCCAAAACUGGUGUCAUUUCCAGAGAAGGGUUUCCCGCUCAUGCUUAGAGGUCUUUCUAUUUGUAAUUGUGAAAGUCUAAGUAGUCUACCUGAUAGGAUGAUGAUGAGAAACAGCAGCAACAACGUGUGUCACCUUGAAUACUUGGAGAUAGAGGAGUGUCCAUCUCUUAUUUGCUUCCCAAAAGGGCGGUUACCCACCACCCUUAGGCGACUAUUCAUAUCCAAUUGUGAAAAUCUAGUGUCUCUUCCAGAAGACAUCCAUGUGUGUGCCCUUGAACAGUUAAUUAUAGAGAGGUGUCCAUCUCUCAUUGGUUUUCCAAAAGGUAAGCUACCCCCCACUCUCAAGAAGCUUUAUAUACGGGGGUGUGAAAAGCUAGAGUCUCUACCAGAGGGAAUAAUGCAUCACCAUUCCAACAACACAGCCAAUUGUGGUCUUCAAAUCUUGGAUAUCUCACAAUGUUCAUCUCUCGCAUCCUUUCCUACUGGCAAGUUUCCCUCUACCCUUAAAUCUAUUACGAUCGAUAAUUGUGCACAGUUGCAGCCAAUUUCGGAGGAGAUGUUUCACUGUAAUAAUAAUGAACUUGAAAAGUUGUCCAUCUCGAGACACCCUAAUCUCAAAACCAUACCAGAUUGCCUCUACAAUCUCAAAGAUCUUCGGAUUGAAAAAUGUGAGAAUCUGGACUUGCAGCCUCAUCUAUUGCGAAACCUCACUUCUCUUGCAUCACUUCAGAUCACUAAUUGUGAGAAUAUCAAAGUGCCCUUAUCAGAAUGGGGCCUUGCCAGAUUGACCUCUCUUAGAACUCUUACCAUUGGUGGCAUAUUUCCAGAAGCCACCUCCUUUUCUAAUCACCACCACCACUUGUUUCUUCUUCCUACUACUCUAGUUGAGCUUUGCAUUUCACGUUUCCAGAAUCUGGAAUCCUUGGCCUUCCUGUCUCUCCAAACGCUCACCUCUCUUAGAAAGCUAGAUGUCUUCCGAUGUCCUAAGCUCCAGUCUUUUAUGCCAAGGGAAGGGCUGCCUGACAUGCUUUCAGAACUGUAUAUAAGAGACUGCCCACUCCUAAUUCAAAGGUGCUCAAAAGAGAAAGGGGAAGAUUGGCCAAAGAUUGCCCACAUCCCCUGUGUGAAAAUAGAUGACAAAUUGAUACUUGAGCAAUAAGAAGUUGAGAUGGCAGCAAAAUGAAUGCAGAGACCACCACUAUAUAUAUGUGUGCUUGUUGAAACUCAUCCAACGGAAAAAACUCUCCUUCACCAAUCACUGGUUUGCCAUCCAUGCUAUAAAGUCUCAUGCUUGAUGGUAAUGAAGGCUAAAAAAUCAGUAUCUCAUUGACAGAAGAAGAAGAAGAAGAAGAAGAAGAAGAAGAAGAAGAACAGAUUUAAUCUGUAUUUACAAUUGGAGGGCUUGGGAUCCCCUGCUCUACUCUGCUAUCCAAAAAUGUAAGCUGGACACCUUGCUUAAGAAGAUGCACAUGUGAAGUUUGCUUAAGCAGAUACACAUGUGAAGUUCUACAAAUCUAUAUGCUCCAGAUAAGGGACCAAUUCAUGAAGACACUAAUGAAACUGGAGUCAAUGUUUGCAAAAAAAUUGCAGAUAAAACUUACUUGAAAGCUUUUGUAGUUGUUUGAGUCAGAACUUUAUCUGGAGCCUCAUGACAUGCCUGUCGUUGGAUUGCAUAUCUAUGCAACACGCAUAGGCUAUCAAUUCCCUUUCUAUUGGAAUCAAGGUGUGAAGGAGAAAAUAAUGCAAAUGGAAUCCAAUUCUCUAAUCACAGGGUCAGCCAGUUAAAACGUGGGAGGGAGAGCUUGAAUCAAAUUAAGCCAACUCCAUGCAAAAGAUGAAUUCUGGCUAUGAAACCUCACCACUCACAAGUUCUUUCUUAUCCAAGAAUUCUACAGUAGCCAUUAUGUGAUAAUAAGCUGAGCUCUGUCUUGCUUCAGUUCAAGCAGAGCUUUCUGAUUGAUCAGCAUGCUUCUGAUGAUCCUUCUGCUUCUCCAAAAGUUGCAGCUUGGAAAUGUGAAUGUGAAGGUAGUGAUUGCUGCUCAUGGGAUGUUGUAGAGUGUGACAGGGACACUGGCCAUGUGAUCGGCCUUAACCUUGGCAGCACCUGCCUCUAUGGUUCUACCAACUCCAGGAGCGCCCUCUUCCACCUUGUGCAUCUUCACAGGCUUGAUCUCUCUGAUAAUGAUUUCAGUUACUUUAAGAUCCUAUCUGGAGUUGUCCAGCUUUUGAGUCUAAGAAGUCUAAACCACUUGUCUUCCAGAUUCUCCGGCCAAAUCCCAUUGGAGCUCUUAGUGCUGUCUAAACUGGUUGUCCUUGAUCUCUCACAAAAUCCAUUGAAGCGCUAGUAACCUGACCUGGCUUCUGAUGCAGGGGUCAGAAGCAUUUCCUUGUUGUAGCAUUUGGGAAGCUGGUUGUAGCAUUCCUGGUGAACGGUGAUUUCUCCUGUCAAUUUGAUAUAUGCUGGAAAUAUGAUAGGGUGAUGAAGGCCAAGGAACCACUUCGGUGUUGGUUUGGAGAUCAAUCACUGAAAGGUUCAGAUGAUUUCUUUUUCUAGUUUCUUCCAAUUUAGGGUAGAUUAAGAGGUAUCCUUAUGGUAGCAAAUUCUUCUGACCUAAAGCUUAAGUGAUCCUUUAGUGAAACAAAACAUAAUCCAGGAACAUUCCCUCCUUCAGUCACUGUUGCUAGCCUUCAGGAAGCUGAGCAUUUACAGAAAUAAAUAAAUAAAUGGUACCCUGCUUUCCAUAGCAACCAUGUUAGACUAAGAUUUUUUCAUUGACUUCUACGGGUGGCUUAUGCUGAGAAGUAAAAGUCAUUAAUCAGGGCAGGUUCCUUUUUGGGGUUUCUGUGAAGGAUGGAUAGACCUGAACUUGAGCAUUUUUGACUGAAGAUGAUGAAUCAAGACUGGAAUCUACUUCCAUUUUUGACAACCUGAGAAGGUAACAUUUUUCAAGCAAUGGCAUAAAAAAUCUGUGGUGUUGGUCUACCUUCCUAAACGAAAUAUUUUGUGAUGAAAGUAGAUUACUACUUGUUCUUUUUUUCUGCCAACAAAACUGAUGUGCUGGAUUGGAGUUGAGGAUUUUUUUUAAUUCCCUCAUUCAUAUUUGUUUGAGUGUAUUUGUGAUUCAUUCUUGAAUGAUUCUCUUCCCCUUUUA
Messenger RNA from Vitis vinifera (wine grape), 6389 nucleotides. RefSeq names its product putative disease resistance RPP13-like protein 1. Bases 38 to 4396 code for a protein of 1452 amino acids. The record is from RefSeq and is a predicted model, not a curated record. Gene Ontology annotation, biological process: defense response to other organism. Lineage: Eukaryota; Viridiplantae; Streptophyta; Magnoliopsida; Vitales; Vitaceae. The transcript is spliced from 7 exons. Gene Ontology annotation, molecular function: protein binding; ADP binding.